CGAUACGUGAGCUUCGCGAGCGAGACCGAUUUCAAGGCUCGCGCGCGCUUCCGAAUCCGACACGGCGAUCCGGCGGGUCGAAAGGAAAAUUUCCGUGACGCGAGGAAAAGAGAUCGCUGCCCGGCUACGCAAUAUCGAAAAUCCGCUAACAGACAUACAGAGAGAAAGAAGAAGAGAAACCGAUAAAAUCGGUCCGAUCUACAUCUUCGUUCGUGAUCGAGUUCGCAAAUGAAAUAAAAGACCGGAUAAGCGAAAACACAAAAAGAGAGAUAGAGAGAGAGAGAGAGAGACAAAGAGAGUCCGCGCUCUUCACGUGACGCACACUUAUCAAGAGUUUUUCGUGUUGGCGAAGUUUAUCGCGGAAAGAAAAUUUAAUUAUCAGAGCCAGUCAGCUUCGAACGUUUUUUUUCAAUCUGAAAGUCCGACGAAGAGACUGUUUGUUGCGCGGCGCGCGCUCCAUCGGCAAGGUCCGCGAAGUUCAAUGACAAAUUACCGCGAUAGCCGUAUCGCGAUCGAAAAAAUCUGAUUUGAAACGAGUGACUUGUCUCCAGAGCGCGUGUAUUUGUGAGGCAAUAAAAAAAAAAAAAAAAAAAAAAAAGAAAAAUACGUCUUCAUCUCGACCCGUUGAAAGCUUAAAUGAUAUGAACCGAGUGAUGAGAAACUCGACGCGAAGGAUCGAUCGUCCGACUGGCGUAGGAUUGAAUUAUCACGACGGGUGAUCGUGCAUGUAGAUACAUAAAGUGAGGCGUGCGUUAUUAGUGAAAGUCACCCGCGCGCGCGCCCGUUUGAGGAUCCAAGAUUGGCGGCUUGUACGUAUGUACGUCGUACCCGCGCGAAAGAAUCUCGCGCAAAGUGGCAAAGAAGGUCAGAAGGAAAGGAGAAGCGAUCUUCACCUGGCGCCCGGAGAAAGGGAGAAAUAAUUGGGUAAAAAUUGCGCACCGAGACGAGCGACGCAGUUCGAAUUUCAACAUUUAACGUUGCAAAGAACUUCCCGAGCGGGCGUCUCGUGACGGAGACGCUUUAAAAAGUAUUCUCUUUCUCGAGAAUCGAGAAAAGUUGUGCGUCAUUGUGUUCUCUCUCCCUCUUUCCCUCCCCCCUCCCCACCCCUCGGAUUGUUCCCCGCGAAACCACUUCGAGAGCGAACAUUAGAGCGGAAAGAAGUCCAACUGUUUGAAGUGGCUUGAGAAAGAAGAAAAGCGAUAUCCUGUGAUAUGUACGAGGCGCUCCAACCUCUUCGACGUAAAUUGCUUCAACCGAAGCGAGAAAAACGCGGAUUUCGAAGUUUUCUCAUUCGCGCUCGAACUCUUUAUUCAAGUUCGCGCGCGACUCAAUGAACGCGCUACACGCGUUUUACAGACUCGCGGGAAACGACGAUAUUACUCUUCAAGAAGCUGAUUUAACGUUCAAGUUAAACAACAAUUUGUUUUUUUUUUUUUUUUUUAAUCACUCACCGACCGCGACCGGUGUGUGUGUGUGUGUGUGUCAAAGUAAUUAAAAGUAAGUAAAAGUUUUACAACGCGACUCCGUAAAAAAAAACAAACAAAAACAAACCACUUAAAACGCUUUUAGCACUUGACGUUGAAAUUUGCCGAAAGUGCGCGCGCGUUUGUUUUUGGCCGCGUAUCCAUUUCGUAAUCUCUCGCAAAAGUCGUGAGAAAUCAAGAGAGUGCCACUUGCGCAAAAUCAAAUAAACAAAAAUCAGAGAAAAGUGAAGGAAAGAGAAACUGAUCAAAAAUUCGCUGAAGAAUCUCUUCAGUUGUGCAAUCUCCGAUUUUCGACAAUCCCGAAGUUGAGGCAUUCUGCAGCUCGAGAGCAGCAUUCGCUCGCGAGCAAUUUUUCUCUCAAGAUCAAAGGAAUACACAAAAUACUGCUCUCGGCGCGCGACGAGACUUUUACAUGUAAGAAGAGAGCGGCGACGUGGAGAAAGAUCCCGGCGAGAGAGGAUACUCGACACGAUAAAUCGCGCACAAAAGGAAGAAUAGCGUUUUUCGAACCGCGCUCGUGUUUUGUCGGAAGCAAAUAAAAGGAACGGUCGCGUCGAUUCACUACGGGUAUUCAGAUUUUCGGACUGACGACGUUUUUUUUUUUUUUUCAAACCGACGGUGUAUUAGAAUGACAAUAGGUCUGGCGACCUUCGUUACCUUCUCCUCCUUCUCCUCCUCCUUCUCCGUCGAACAAACUCCGCGCUUUUGAAAAGCCCGUACCCCGUAUUACAUAUUCCUCAAUUAUCGACGCGCUCUCUCGUAAUUCGCACGAAGUGCGAAGAAGAGGAUAAGGAGACCGGAGGAUGCGAGAUUUCGCAGUCGCGACGACGAAGCCGACCGGCAGCGACUCAUCAUCAGGUGCUGCGAAUCACGACAGAAGGACGACGCUCGCAGGACGGCGGGAGACGUCGAUUCUCGUCAUCGGUGCCUGACAACUAGAGCGCAAGGGAGAUUUCUUUCACUUCUUCCCGCGUCCGGCGAGCGAACGAGCGAUUAUCGGACCGGAAACUGCACGAGAAGAGAGAAAAUAUACGAUUCGUGCCGUUUCUCGCUUCGCACGAAAGAGUUCUUCGUGACGAAAGCGAAACGUUGAUCGAGCGUGACGGGGAAUUAUCCGUGAAAAAAAAAAAAAAAAAAGAAAAAAAAGAAAAAGAUCAGAACAAUAAUGCCAGUCAGCGGGACUGUCGUGCCGCCUCGUUGAUAAAAGUUCGCCGGUGAUAAACGCGCGCGCGGAGGGAGAGGAGAAGAUACGUCGCGAACUCUCUGUCAUUGAUCAUCCUCAACGACAACAAGCCGACAACAUAUCCUUCCUGGAAAUGACGUGCGUCGCGCAUCAACUUGUUCUCGUCGUCGGGCUCUCGUCGCUGAUCGAAUCCCUGCUGGCGUACAACGUUCUGAUGGCCACUAUGGGCGGCACCAAGUCGCACACGGUGCCCUUCGUCGCUCUCGGAACGAGUCUUAGAUCGCGCGGUCACAAUGUCACGCUGCUGAGCGCUUUUCCCGGACCCGCGGCGAACAAUGGUCUUCACGAAUUGGUGCCGUCGAUUCUCGAGGCUUACGUCGAGAACUUCACGUCCGAAUGGGAUCUCGUGGGCGCCCGGUUCCGUAACGAGCUUCCGAUUUCACCGUGGGACGCCAUGAGAUACGCCUGGGAGGCGUGCGACGCGCUCCUGCGCGACACGCCGUCGGUCGUCGGUCUGAGAAAACCGGAUGGGGAUCCGCACGCCCGAUGGGACGUCGCGGUGAUCGACGGCGCUUAUCCCGAGUGCCUGUUGGGAAUUCUCCACGGGGAAAACGUGCCGACGAUAAUGCUGAACACGGUGGCGUUGUACAGCGGAUCCAUUGUGCGACAAGGUAAUCCAUCACCGUGGACGGUCACACCGUAUUUCGGCGUGACGUUUACGCAAGACAUGAAUUUCUUCCAGAGAGUGACAAACGUGGCUUGUAUGCUCACGCUAAAAAUUAUGCAUUGGUUUACAAUUCAAAUUCGUCUCCAAUCGACUCUUCAGCGAUAUCUCGGUUACAUACCCGAUCUCUACAAUCUGACGGCGGAAGUACCGCUGACUUUGCAGAACAACCACCACAGCGUAGGCGAUUCCGUGCCUUAUUUGUCGAACGUCGUAAACGUGGCGUGCCUCCAUUGCAGACCGGCGAUGCAAUUAAGUUCCGAGUUAGAGUCCUUUCUGCGACACGGAUUCGUGUUCGUUUCGAUGGGAUCGUCGGUGAGAGCUUCCGGAAUGCCAGAGGCGCUGCGGCAGAUCUUCGUCGCAGUCUUUUCCACGCUACCGUACAACGUAAUCUGGAAGUGGGAGGGUGGCAAGAUCAAAGAUCUACCGGCGAACGUGAGGACGGCUGCCUGGUGGCCGCAGCAGGAGUUGCUCGGGCAUUCCAAGUUACGAGCUUUUGUUUCCCACGGAGGGCUGUUAUCCCUGCACGAAGCGGCUUAUCACGGCGUCCCGACUCUGGUUCUGCCGGUUUUCUGCGAUCACGAUGGAAACGCGGCGCAAGCCGACAAGUUGGGCUACGCUUUGGUAAUGGAUUUGGCUGACAUAACCAUUAGCAAACUUCGCGAAGGUAUACUUCAAGUUGCCGCGAUUCACAACAACACUUACAGAGAAGCGGCUCGAAAGAGAAGAUCGUUAUUGCGCGAUCUCCCAAUCGGUCCUAAUGAAUUGGCCACGUGGUGGGUGGAACACGUUGCCAAGCACAAAGGGGCCGAUCACUUGAAAAGUUCAAUGAGAUACAUAAGUGCGAUUCAUUAUUACGGCGUGGACGUAGCGAUGUUCUACGCUGCGAGUAUGAUAUCGAUCGUUUACGCGCUCAAGAAAUUUUGCUGGCGAGUGAUGAUCGGCCAACACGUCCUCAAGAAGAAAGUAGACUGAUCGAUAAUUUUGUUUGUUUCUCACACGUUAUUAGUUUUUAUUUAUUUUAUCACGUAGAAUACAGGCACUUAGCGUUAAGUGCGUUUAAAACGGGAUACAAAAUGGGGAUUGUAGAAGUUAGGAGAGAGAGAGAGAGAGAGAGAGAGAGAGAGAGAGAGAGAAAGAGA
Messenger RNA from Pseudomyrmex gracilis, 4533 nucleotides. It is a transcript of the gene Ugt50B3, whose product is annotated as UDP-glucuronosyltransferase 2C1. The record is from RefSeq and is a predicted model, not a curated record. Bases 2801 to 4366 code for a protein of 521 amino acids. The transcript has 8 exons. Lineage: Eukaryota; Metazoa; Arthropoda; Insecta; Hymenoptera; Formicidae. Gene Ontology annotation, molecular function: UDP-glycosyltransferase activity.